CCGCGCGCGGCGUGGAUCGCGGCCCGAGCCGCCAUUGUUCCGCCAAGGGACGACGGCGGGGCCUGGCACUGGCGCCGAGACGCCGCUUAGCGGCCGCCACUGGAGACACUUCCUCCCGCCGCCCCCCUCCUUCUGGCGGCGGCGGAGUGAGGCUGGCUAGGGGGAACUGGGAGCCCCCUCUCCUGGCGGCGGCAGCUGCCGAUCCCCGGCUCCGGCGCGAGGGGCGGCCGCGAUGCGCUCCGCCUGAGACAGUCCGGCCCGGCCCUUCUUCGCCUCCCUUGACUCUUACACAGCGUCUGUGCGCCCCAGCGUCAUCCUGCGAGUCUCGCUGACGGAGGGAAGAUGGCUGCACAGAGCUGGCAGGACGAGCUGGCCCGGCAGGCCGAGGAGGGCUCGGCUCGGCUGCGGGAAAUGCUUUCGGUUGGCCUAGGCUUUCUGCGCACCGAGCUGGGCCUCGACCUGGGGCUGGAGCCGAAGCGGUACCCGGGCUGGGUAAUCCUGGUGGGCACCGGCGCGCUGGGGCUGCUGCUGCUUCUCCUGCUCUGCUACGGCUGGGCCGCGGCUUGCGCCGGCGCCCGAAAAAAGCGGAGGAGCCCGCCCCGCAAGCGGGAGGAGGCGGCGGCGGUGCCGGCCCCGGCCCCUGACGAUCUAGCCCUAUUGAAGAAUCUUAGGAGCGAGGAACAGAAGAAGAAAAACCGGAAGAAGUUGCCCGAGAAGCCCAAACCAAAUGGACGGACUGUUGAAGUGGCUGACGAGGAAGCUGUCCAAACUCCUCGAAGUAUUACAGCAAAGCAGCCCUUAGAGACAGAUAAGAAAAAUGAAAAGUCAAAGAAAAAUAAGAAGAAAUCAAAGUCAGAUGCUAAAGCAGUGCAAAACAGUUCACGCCAUGAUGGAAAGGAAGUUGAUGAAGGAGCCUGGGAAACUAAAAUUAGUCACAGAGAGAAACGACAGCAGCGUAAACGUGAUAAGGUGCAGACUGAUUCUGGUUCAUUGGAUUCAACUAUCCCUGGGAUAGAAAAUACCAUCACAGUUCCCACCGAGCAACUUACAACUGCAUCAUUUCCUGUUGGUUCCAAGAAGAAUAAAGGUGAUUCUCAUCUAAAUGUUCAAGUUAGCAACUUUAAGUCUGGAAAAGGAGAUUCUACACUUCAGGUUCCUUCAGGAUUGAACGAAAACCUCACUGUAAAUGGAGGAGGCUGGAAUGAAAAGUCUGUAAAACUCUCCUCACAGAUCAGUGCAGGUGAGGAGAAGUGGAAUUCUGUUUCACCUGCUUCUGUAGGCAAGAGGAAAAGUGAGCCAUCUGCCUGGGGUCAAGACACUGGAGAUGCUAAUGUAAAUGGAAAAGACUGGGGAAGGAGUUGGAGUGACCGUUCAAUAUUUUCUGGCAUUGCUGCUUGGUCUAGUGUGGAUAGGGGAAUGAAUACCUCUGAACAGAAUUCUUCUUUUGCAUCUCUCACACUUAACUCUGCUGUUUCUGGGUCUACUGCUGAGCCAGUUUCUCAUUCUACCACUUCUGAUUAUCAGUGGGAUGUUAGCCGUAAUCAACCCUAUAUCGAUGAUGAAUGGUCUGGGUUAAAUGGUCUGUCUUCUGCUGAUCCCAGCUCUGAUUGGAAUGCACCAGCAGAAGAGUGGGGAAAUUGGGUAGAUGAAGAAAGAGCUUCACUUCUAAAGUCCCAGGAACCAAUUCCUGAUGAUCAAAAAGUUUCAGAUGAUGAUAAAGAAAAGGGAGAGGGAGCUCUUCCAACUGGGAAAUCUAAAAAGAAAAAAAAGAAAAAGAAGAAGCAAGGUGAAGAUAACUCUCCAGCACAGGACACAGAAGAAUUAGAAAAAGAGAUUAGGGAAGAGCUUCCAGUGAAUACCUCAAAAGUCCGUCCAAAACAGGAAAAAGCUUUUUCUUUGAAGACCAUAAGCACUAGUGAUCCAGCUGAAGCACUCAUCAAAAAUAGCCAGCCUAUCAAGACUCUUCCACCUGCUAUUUCUCCCGAGCCAUCUGUUCUUUUAUCAAAAAGUGAUUCUGACAAGAGUUCGUCCCAAGUGCCACCGAUGCUACAAGAGACAGAUAAAUCCAAGUCAAAUACUAAGCAAAAUAGUGUGCCUCCUUCACAGACCAAGUCUGAAACUAGCUGGGAAUCUCCCAAACAAAUAAAAAAGAAGAAAAAAGCCAGACGGGAAACGUGAAUAUAUUUUUCCUGAAUUGGACAUGUGUUUUCAAACACUGUCUGGAAGAUUAUGCUGUUUAUGCAAUAAUUUGUGAACAUGUACAGAGUUUUAUAUAAAUUCAAACCAAUUUUUAGAACAAAACUGUGAACACAACCACCGUAAAAAUGGAAUCAAAGGAAAGUUAAUUUAUGAAAUUCAGAGGUCAGCAGAAUAUACUCCAGUGCUGGAAGACACUUGGGGAAAGUCUUUUCAAUUGAACGAGAACGAUCUUAAUUUAAGAAUAUUAUCCUGGUUUUACAGCAGUGCCCUGUUUACAACAGCUUGUGCCCUGUCUCAUCUGCAGCUGAGGAAUAAAGGAUUCUGAUUAGAGAGAGAGCUGCCUGCGGGUGCGUAGGCAGCAUCUGCGAUCUUUAUGCACGGAACUUAAACCAUUUGAAUCUGUUUUAUGCUUAAAUCAAAGUGCUUUGAUCAAAUGCAUAAUCUGCCAUAUCUUUACAUAUAUGUUGGUAGCAAUUUGUAUUAAAGGAAUCACAAGUGCAAAUAAAAGGUCACUUACCAUUUGUUAACUAAACUCCUGGUUUAGUUUACAGUUUUUAAAAAGUUCUUAAUUAAAAACAUUGAACAUGCAGUUGAUGCUUGUAUGGCUUAUGAAGUUAUUUUUGAUAGUCUUACAUUACUUGAAUUGUUCAAAGUUCAGUAUAUUUUAAAUUAAGAAAGGUAAACUAUAUGUAUUUGUUUUAUACUUUUAAGGUUCAGACUCACAAAUAAUGCUCUUGUUUAGAAUUUGAAAACUUUCAGGCAAAAUGCAACUUAACAUUUCUCCCUUUCCCUAGCAGUUUCUUUUUCCAACGUCAGCUCUUCUCUUCAUUGCUAAUACUUCUUCAACUUUAAAAAUGAAAUCUUUCACAGAUUAGUUACACAGACAGAACUUUGAGUAUACGAUGGAGAAUGAAAAACUAGAGUCGGACAGCUUUAAUUGACAUUGUCAAGACCUCCAGUUAUCAGGAAUACAUUUUUUUACUGCCUUAACCUAUAGUGCGUAGAAUAUGCAUCAAUUUCUUGAGGGGGAUUCGUGUUUUUAUAAGAAUUUUCAUGUAAUUAUUGCAAUUGUGGUCAAAUAAGGAACGUUUUCUGCUUGAAACUAUUGAUUUAAAUGACGUGUGAGAUGUUUCACCAUUUUCAGGCACUGUGUAAUUCUAUUGUAAUAAACUGGCAGGUAUCUUUGUAACUAUAAAUAGUGCAUGCUCAGCCAUGUACACUGUAAAUAGCCUUUACCAAACGUGUUUGACAAGGACCAUAAUUAACAUCACUUAGUGAAUUGUGAUAAAGAAAAAAAGCCAUGAUUUAUUUGAUGUGAUUGGCUUGUUUUUACGUGGCGCCAAGAAUGAAACUGUUUAACAGCUGUAACCAAUGGUACUGAUCUGUCCAUCCAAUCUUGUCUUUUAUUAGAUCUGAUUGUGGUUUGAUAGUAUUGCAUUGUCACGCUAGGAAAGCUAAAGAAACACAAUGGUUUUAGUAACUGCUGAAGACUGGCCUUAUUAAUGGACAGCUUUCCUAACAAGCGAUUAUUAACUUUUAUCAGGUGUUACCAUCUGUUUCAGGAACACGGCAGUAUGUUUACAUGUCAGAAGUCUUGUUUCAUUCUAUGAGAUUUCUAAAUUGAUUUGUUUAAAUAAAUUCAGCAAAUGGAUAGCAUUGUGUUUAUUUGCUUCAAUAUUGGGGUAAAUAAGCUCAACUGCCAGGAAUUCAUUUCUUCAAAUGACUUUAUUCUGUGAGCUUUACAUAGAUGUUUCCUAAAUAGAUCAAGGAUUCCUGAAGUUGCCAGCACUUUGUAAAGGUGUCACAGAGAGUUUGAGAAGGAGUCUGUAUAAUUUUAGAAUGUGCCAAAAGAUCUAUGCUCAGAAAAUUCAGUUGAACUCUCUCAACUCUACCUCACCAUUUCUUUAUCUUAGAAUUUUGUUGGCUGUGUCAAAUGUUGGGCUUUGUUUCUCUGGCUCAGUAUCUCCCAGACAGCCACCGACAGUGGAUGUUAGGGACACUGUCUUUUGAGGAGAGAUCUAGUGUGGAGAUGGAGAAGUGCAUUGCUAAAUGGGUGGAUCCGAUGUGGCGAUGUCUCUUGUCUUUCCAGCUCAAGAGCGAGGACGUGGAUUUUAUGUUUUAAGAGAUGGCAGCUAUGAGUGAUAAAAUUAAUUUUUUUUCACAUGCAUGAGAUGAAAACUCUUGCACAAUUAAAGUGUCAUUGUUCAUUGCUCUUUACCUGUUCCAGAAGAUCUUGGUAUGGCAUUAAAUCAGUUUCUGGAAUCUGAACACAGGAACUUUUGUCCAUCAUCAACCUUAGAAGGCACUAAAAUGAAGGUAGCAGUUCACGGAAGAGGGGAGACAGAGGAACCUAUUGUCCUUUGGAGACUCGCAUUAGAUGCUCCCCAGACUGUCAGUAGGGAGAUAACUGACUCCUUUAGGCUUCAUCAGGCCUGAAGGGGAACCUGGUUCUAAUUAGCAGACGAGGCCUCCUCGGAGAACCUGCUUAGAAAUCUCCCUAAUCCUGACCUGUCUCCUCAGACUUACUGAAAAUCCUUCCCUAUUCUGGAGUGGGGUUUAGGAUUUCCCCAGACUGGAAUCCUACCUAUCUGUACCCCAGAUUGAGCAAAACAAUAGUUGAGAGAGUCCAAAAAAAAAAAGUGUUGAAAUAACAUGUCGUUAAUGUAAUUUACCAUGUUUACUUUGUGCAUGCAUUUUGGGGGUGGGGGAAGCAGUGGAAAUAAUUUAUCCAAAUCUAAUGGUAUUAUUUCACAGGCUAAUCCAGUUUGUAUUUGGGUUAAAGAUAAUUGAAAGGCAAUAUUUACAGAGUUUAAUUUUUCUUAAUUAAAAACAGUCCUCUGUUAAUGUAGUGUGAAAUAUCUUUCAAAAUUGAGAAUUUAGGUUUAAGAUGUCUAAGAGAUGUCUUAAGACUUUUCUGUAAACUCAUUGCACAAACUGGAAUUACUUUCCAAAAGACUUAGGGAAUGCAAAUAUGUUAUUUGUAAAAUGCAUUGAGUAUUGUAAAUAAAACAAACCAUUUUUGUUUUGUUUAAA
Molecule: messenger RNA, 5232 nt
Organism: Callorhinus ursinus (northern fur seal)
Lineage: Eukaryota; Metazoa; Chordata; Mammalia; Carnivora; Otariidae
Gene: MTDH
Product: metadherin
Biological process (GO): negative regulation of apoptotic process; regulation of transcription by RNA polymerase II; positive regulation of angiogenesis
Cellular component (GO): nucleus
Molecular function (GO): transcription coregulator activity; NF-kappaB binding
Source: RefSeq, a predicted model, not a curated record